Molecule: messenger RNA, 918 nt
Organism: Penicillium expansum
Lineage: Eukaryota; Fungi; Ascomycota; Eurotiomycetes; Eurotiales; Aspergillaceae
Product: aromatic alcohol reductase
Exons: 1
Coding region: 1-918 (305 amino acids)
Molecular function (GO): oxidoreductase activity
Source: RefSeq, a predicted model, not a curated record
AUGUCCUCAUCACCUAUAAAAACCGUGUUAGUCAUCGGGCCAGGUGGAAAUGUGGGCAAAUCAACUGUGAAAGCUUUACUCGAUGAGAAAUUCGAAGUCACCGGACUCACUCGAGAAUCAUCUGAGGCUAUUUUGCCGGAAGGUGUGAGACACAUAAAGACCGACUACUCUGAAGAAUCACUACGCGAUGCAUUUAAAGGUCAAGAUGCGAUCAUUAGCACGAUUUCUAGCAUUAUCCCAGGAGCCGCCUUGACCCUCCAGAAGUCUCUUGUGGACUCCGCCAUAUCCGCCGGCGUGAAAGUCUUCUUCCCGUCCGAGUAUGGUAUUGACACCUCGGAUAGGUCUGCGUCUGAGUACAUUCCAUUCCUUGUGGAUAAGAUUCAGACCGUCGACUAUCUUAAGACUCAACAAGACAAGAUCUCUUGGACAGCAGUCAUCACGGGAUCACUGUUCGACUGGGGCUUGAACAUCCCCGGCUUUGGAGGCUUGGAUGUACCUGAGCGCACUGCCACUAUCUUCGAUGGUGGUGACAUUUCCUACGAGGCCACAAAUCUUGAUCAGGUCGGAAGAGCAAUCGCAAGAUCUUUGAAAAGCCCGGACCUGACCAAAAAUCAAUAUGUCUAUGUGAACAGUUUCACUGUCACUCAGAAUAAAGUUUUGUCUGCCCUUGAGAGAGCGACGAAUGAGAAAUUCACACUUUCCGAAAGCACUGUUGAAGAUCUUUGGCAGGAUGGGGCUACCAAAUUGAAGGAAGGACAGCCACUUGGUACCGUGUCCAUGAUUGCCGCAUCUAUAUAUGGGAAGGGAGGAUUGGCAAGCUUUUCGCAGACGAAAGGGCUAUGGAACAAGGUUCUGGGGUUGCCACAAGAGGACUUGGAUGAAUUUGUGAGAGGUUAUGUGGCAAGGGGAACGGCUUGA